GGUUUUCUACCCUUCCCAAGUCAACAGCUGAUCAUAUGCACCUGGUGUGAUGCAACGAAGAGGCAGCAGAGUGAAAACCGGAUGGGAAAACUACCCGACAGAUCUGGUCUGGACUUCAGGAUGUCGGUAAACACAGCUGCAGUGGUUCAAUGUGCUUGACUUCAUUUGUAUGGGAGUUUGAGUGUGUGCAUAAAGGGUGGAGAGAAAGAGAGGACACCUGAGAUUAAAAGCAGGCAACGACUCUCCUGCUCCUUUUAUUUUUUUCCUUUUGAGGAGACCAAACGCAUGACAUGCAGAGAAGCAGCAGGAUGCGAUCUGGCUGGAUUAAAGGGUCACUCCUCGCCUUCGUGGUGGCUGCCGGUCUGUUGUACCUCGGCUCCAUUAAGCGGGAGGUUCGUACGCAUUCGGAGAGGCUCCAGAGGGCAAACCGCAAUGACUCCAUCCGGGAGAAGGGAAUGCUCAUGAGGAUGGGCAAGAUGGAAGACCACAUCGACCGGCUGCUCGUCCUGAUGAAUAAAAUGGAAAAAAAGGAAUUGGAGAAACAGCAGAACGCAGAAGUGAAGAAGGGGAAGAAAGUGGUGAGGAAGCUGUACCCGAACUCGUACCUGUUCAGCAAGUGGGGCGACGGGCUGUCCGAGGAGGAGCAGAAGGAGGCCGAGGCGUUGUUCCAGAGCUACGGCUACAACGCCUUCCUCAGCGACCGACUGCCCCUCAACAGAGAGAUCCCCGACACCCGGCCGGCCAGGUGUGCGGAGAAGAAGUACCCGGAAGAUCUGCCUUCCCUCAGCGUCAUUCUAAUUUACCUGGAUGAAGCCCUUUCUAUCAUCAAAAGGGCCGUCCGCAGCGUCAUAGACAAAACGCCGGCCCGCCUGCUGAAGGAAAUCAUACUGGUGGACGACCACAGCAGUAAUGAGGAUCUAAAGGAGAAACUGGAUGAAUACAUUUACUCCAUCCACGAGGAGCGCCCGGGCCUGGUGAAGAAAGUCCGGCACCCUGAGCAGCUCGGCCUCACCCGGGCCAGGCUGUCGGGGUGGAAGGCCGCCGCCGGGGACGUCGUGGCCAUCUUGGACGCGCACGUCGAAGUCCACGUGCAAUGGGCAGAGCCGCUGCUGGCUCGGAUCAAAGAGGACCGCACGGUGAUCGUGACCCCAGUGUUUGACAAAGUCAAUUACGACGACUUGACGCUGGUUCCCUACAUGCCUGCGGCGGAUGCCUUUGACUGGGCCAUGUGGUGCAUGUACGAGUCCUUCAGACCCGAGUGGUACGCUCUCAAGGACGAGUCACUCCCUGGGAAAAGCCCCUCCAUCAUGGGGAUUGUUGUAGCUGAUCGGCGUUUUUUUGGCGAGAUCGGAAGCCUUGAUGGUGGAAUGAAAAUCUACGGCGGCGAGAACGUGGAGCUCGGCAUCCGGGUGUGGCUGUGUGGCGGAAGCAUAGAGGUCAUACCUUGCUCUAAAAUUGCCCACAUUGAGCGGGCCUCGAAGCCUUACCUCCGAGAUCUGAGCGACAUGGUGAAGCGCAACGCACUGAGGAUGGCCGAGGUUUGGCUGGAUGACUAUAAACACAACGUCAACAUUGCUUGGAACAUUCCCUUAAAGGCGCACGGGAUCGACAUCGGGGACGUGUCGGAGAGGAAAGCGCUGAGAGAGAGGCUGAACUGUAAGCCCUUUAAGUGGUAUCUGGAUAAUGUUUACCCCCUGCUGGACCCUCUGCACGACCUGCUAGCUUAUGGAGUGCUGAUCAACAGUUUGAAGACCGAUCUCUGCGUUGACCAAGGCCCGACGCCGGGGAACACCCCCAUUACAUAUGGGUGCCACUCCUACUCCUCGCAGCACUGUUAUUAUCGCACCGAUGGACAACUGUACAUCGGUGGAAUCAAAUCGCACAAGUACAACAGCAACCGCUGCCUGGUGGACCCGGGCACGGGGGUGCACCCGGGACUCUACGACUGCAAGAUAGCCAAGCAGAAGAGAUUCCACAUGCUUUGGGAUUUUGAACAGGAUGGGCCGAUCCAGAACAGAGAGACAAAGAGAUGCCUGGAAAUUGUGAUGGCCGAUCACGGCGCGUACGCACUUGUUGUUCAGCAGUGCACCGGUCAGAGCUGGAAAAUUCAAUAUCUUAUCAAGGAGCAAUGAAGACACGGUGGGUGGGGGACAAAGGACAACAUGGAUUCACAAGCAAAAUGUGGCAUAAAAUGAUAAAUAUUUAUUUUUUCCCCCCAAAGAAUUAACUGCAAUACAGUUACACCUUCCUUUUCCUAAGUUCUGAAUACAAAAAAGUCAAAAGUGAACAUUUUCUAUGGCAGAUUUUGUGUGUAAAAAUCCCUUUUUCUUGUCUGUGGGCAGCUGUGAACCGCGCAGGGCAGAGCAGGAUGUUUGAGCGUCUCAUUUCUCCCCAGCAUGCCGCUUUAAAGUCCACUUUCUGCGUAGUAGUUGCUUAACAAAGGCCAAAUACACACUUUUGCUUUUUCCAUCAUGUGGGAGAGAAUUCGGUCUGGUUGUCAUGAAUGGUGGAAGAUGAAGGCGUCCCAUUUUUUCUGCCACAUGACGAGUCCUUUGUCCUUCAGAUGAGGCGGCAGCGAGCUGAACCUGCAGCAGGAGACACGUGGCACUAUUUGUAAAGGGUGAAUUGUUGGAUUAAAAAUAAACGGCUACACUCUAUAAAUCCCAUUA
Gasterosteus aculeatus aculeatus (three-spined stickleback) is the source of this 2669-nucleotide messenger RNA. The record is from RefSeq and is a predicted model, not a curated record. Lineage: Eukaryota; Metazoa; Chordata; Actinopteri; Perciformes; Gasterosteidae.